GAGCCCUGGAGCUGUGUGUCCCGGAGGAGCUGGUGGUGGCCCUGCUGGGCUGUGGUGACAAUCUGAGAUGCCCUACCCACAUUGUCCCCUGUCCCCUAGGAGCCCUGGAGCUGCGUGUCCCCGAGGAGCCGGUGGUGGCCCUGCUSGGCCAGGAUGCCACGCUGAGCUGCUCCUUCUCUCCCGAGGCCGGGUUCAGCGUGGCGCAGCUCAGCCUCAUCUGGCAGCUGACCGACACCAAGCGCCUGGUGCACGGCUUCUCCGAUGGCCGUGACCACCUGGACGCCCAGGCCGGCGGCUACGCCAACCGGACAGCGCUGUUCUACGACCAGCUGGCCAYGGGCAACGCCUCGCUGCUGCUGCGCAGGGUGCGCGUGCUGGAUGAGGGCAGCUUCACCUGCUUUGUGCGCGUGCAGGACCACAACAGCGCCGCCGUCACGCUGCAGGUGGCAGCCCCGUACUCCCAGCCCAGCGUUCACCUGGAGUCAGGCCAGUCACUGCGGCCGGGGGACGUGGCGGCGCUGACGUGCCGGGCRGCGCGGGGCUACCCUGCGGCCAUCGUGGUGUGGCAGGACGGGCAGGGCGCUGACCUGAGCGCCAACGCCAGCACGCUGCAGGUGGCGGAUGCGCGGGGGCUCUUCGAGGUGCGCAGCGUCCUGCACGUGCCCGUCCGCCCGGGGGUCACCUACUCCUGCCUGGUGGUCAACGAGGCGCUGGGACAGCGCGGCCACGCCUCGGUCACCAUCACCGCGCAGUCCCCGGCCAUCCCUACUGUGGCUCUCUGGGUCACGGUGGCCCUGGCCCUGUGCGUGCUGGCCCUGCUGGGUGUCCUGGGCUUCGUGUGCCACCGCAAAGCACGGGAGAGCUGUGGGGAGGAGCCAGACAGCACAGGGAUGGAGGAGCGCGAUGAGGAUGGGGGACAGCCCAAGACAGCGCUGCAGCUGCUGGAAAAUGCGGAGAGCAAGGAAGCCAAGGAGCAGGAAAUCGAUUGACAGGGGCCGGGUCCCCCCCAGAGCCGGAUGGGGACAAUCCUGGGAGGGAGGACACGGAGCUGCUGCCGCUCCUCACCCCGAUCCCGAUCCUGAUCCCGAUCCCGAUCCUGAUCCUGAUCCCAAUCCUGUCCCUUCCCAGGGAAAUGAGGAAUCUGCCCUGUCCCCGUGUCCCCGUGUCCAUCCUGGGCUGGAAAUUCCCCCAUUGCUGGCCCUUCCCAAACCCAAACCUUUGGGAACAAUGACGGAGCGCUGGCGGCUCCGGGAACGGGAAUGGGAUCCCAAAGAAUCAUUGGGAACAGGGAUGGAUCAUUGGGAACGGGGCUGGGAUCCC
Malurus melanocephalus (red-backed fairy wren) is the source of this 1320-nucleotide messenger RNA. RefSeq names its product CD276 molecule (gene CD276). The annotation marks the transcript as partial. Lineage: Eukaryota; Metazoa; Chordata; Aves; Passeriformes; Maluridae. The transcript has 6 exons. The record is from RefSeq and is a predicted model, not a curated record.